AUCACCAUGGCUGCAGUGGAUCAGUUCUACCUCUUGUAUAGAGAGAUCAGUCGUUCCUGCAUUUUUUUUGUAGAGGCCCUCGCUGUAGUUGGAGCUUGGUACACACUCAGAAAAUGUGUCUCCCUUGUGUUUGGCACUUGCAACAUGCUUAGGUUGCAUUUAAUUCCAAAGCUGGGUGGCGAGAUUGAUCUUGUCAAGCGGUACGGAAAAUGGGCCGUGAUCACUGGUAGCACAGAUGGUAUCGGGAAGGCGUAUGCUGAAGAACUGGCAAAGCGUGGUGUCAAUGUCAUCUUAAUCAGCCGAAACAAAGAGAAGCUGGAGGCUGUAUCCAGAAGCAUAUCUGAAACCUAUAAAGUAGAAACAGAUUUCAUAGUAGCAGACUUCAGCAAGGGGCGUGAGGCUUACCCAGCCAUUAAGGAGGCUCUGAAAGACAGAGAAAUUGGCAUUUUGGUGAAUAAUGUAGGAAUACUUCAUCUCUACCCGGACUAUUUUACCAACCUGCCUGAGGAUGUGCUGUGGGACGUUAUCAACAUAAAUAUUGCGUCUGCUAACAUGAUGGUGCAUAUUGUGCUGCCAGGCAUGGUAAAGAAGAAGAAAGGGGCGAUUGUGAAUAUUUCUUCUGCAUGCUGUUGUCAGCCAGCACCAAUGUUGACAACCUAUGCAGCCUCUAAAGCCUACUUGGACUAUUUCAGUAGAGCACUACAUUAUGAGUAUGCCUCAAAAGGAAUUUUUAUUCAGAGUUUAAUCCCAUUCAUAAUUACUACAAAAUUGGUACCAUGCAGCAAGACUAUAUCAAAGGGUUCUAUCUUUUUUCCUUCUGCUGGAGAAUAUGCAAGUCAUGCUGUUUCUACUCUCGGGUUAUCCACAAGGACUACUGGUUACUGGAAGCAUGCAAUACAGGUAAUGUUGGGUAAGUGCCUACCUGAAUGGAUCUGUGUAUGGUUUGCAAUGUAUUUGUGCAGAACUAUACGCAAGGAAGCUUUAACAUGCAAAGUGAAAUAG
Molecule: messenger RNA, 1002 nt
Organism: Leptosomus discolor (cuckoo roller)
Lineage: Eukaryota; Metazoa; Chordata; Aves; Leptosomiformes; Leptosomidae
Gene: HSDL1
Product: hydroxysteroid dehydrogenase like 1
Cellular component (GO): mitochondrion
Molecular function (GO): oxidoreductase activity
Source: RefSeq, a predicted model, not a curated record